Messenger RNA from Menidia menidia (Atlantic silverside), 2905 nucleotides. Lineage: Eukaryota; Metazoa; Chordata; Actinopteri; Atheriniformes; Atherinopsidae. The record is from the annotation of a GenBank genome assembly.
GCUGUUUUUCAUGUUACUGUAAAGCGGGAGCUGACAACAAGCACAGCAUUUUAGAAAUGAGCGAGACAAGUGAAGAUCUGCUUAUCAUCUACGAGACAGAGGCAAAGCAAUGGGCUACCUACCUACAGUCAGUUUUCACUGGCCCAAUCUCAGAGGCAGGGAUCUGCUGCUAUGAUGUUGGUACAUUGUCCAGUCGCAGGGAGGACUUUAUCAGAAUGUCCCGCUACACGUGCAAGCUUCUGAUCUUUUCCAAGGGCAUGCUGGAGGGGCUCUGCCAGUUGCGACGCUUCUUCCUUUCCCGUGUGUUGAAUCCUUCAGCUAAUGUCGUGGUACUGCUGUGCGGGGUGGACAGCCUGACCCCUCUGUUGGAGGUGAUCCCCCUGAACGGGAACGAGUGCCUGCAGAUCUCCAGUGAACAAGAGGCUCCCGAGUAUCUGUCUGCUGUGGCUGAGAUUGUGGGGAAAGGUGCAUUGGCAACAGGGUCAAAUGUCAAGCCACCGACACAGAAACCAAUGGAAUCACAGGAAAAGGCUCUGCCAGGGCAUUCCUCUACAGCUGAAAGGGACAGAGCUAACGUUGUGGUCAUUCCCUCAAGGAUUCCCUGUGGGAGCUCCACAGAUGUGUUUGUUCUUUUGAAAGAUGAAGCGGCGUGCUGCGACUGUGAGGUUGAGUUCAGUGUUGACAAUAAGAGCAUAAGAGAGAGGUCGGUCCUCUGGAAUGAGCGGAUCCUCUGUGUCAGGGCACCAGAUUUUCCAGCAGGGAAUGUGCAGGUGACUGUCUAUAAUGGUGGGAAACCACUGAGCAACACAACCUUGCAGUACUACACGUGCGUGGAGGAACUUGCUUGCCUUCUGUCAAAGGUGGCAGAACCUGUAGAGUUCAUGUGUCAGGCUCUUCAGGUUUCCUCUAUGGACAAGCUGGAUCAGAAGUUGUCCUCCAUGCUGCUGGAGGGCAUGCCCACAGGAGGUUUUCAGGGACUGAAGAGUGAAACCACACAUGAAAGAGAACGCCACCAUGCAGACGUACCCUCGCUUCUCCACUUCACUGCUCAGUAUGGAUUCCGAAGUCUCUCCGGCCUCCUUCUGCAGUGUCCUGGUGCCGAACAUGCCCUGCGCACAGCCAAUCGCCACGGCCAGUCUCCAGCUGAGAUUGCCAGGAGUCACGGCCAUAUGGAGCUACACACCUUAUUGGAAGAGACAAUGAAAAUGUUCAACUCAGCCGAGGACAAUGGCGAUUCUGAUGUGUACGAAAUGAUGUGCAACGCAGGGACUCUUUCCACAGCCGGUGAAUGGAAACAGCAGCAUGGUGAGGGCAAAGAGGGGGAGGAUGAGGAUCUCUACGCACCACUGCAGGUGAAAGAUGAACAUGGAAGCUUCCUGAAACCAGCAAAAGCGAUGGAUCUCGCCAAUCGCCCACCGGCCCCUACUCCCCGCCCUGAGGGCAUCUCGGUAAAAGAGAGCAAAACCCCCUAUAUUGCCCAAGUGUUUCAAAAGAAGAAGACACAACAGGGAGAGUCUGAUCUGUAUUCACUUCCCACAAAACAAGCACGUGAACAGAAAAGCAGCUUCUCUUCCACCUAUGACACCUUCGUACCAAACCAAAUGCAAGGGCUUCAUGGGCUCAUUGAGAUCGAGAAGAGGGCGAAGGCAGCUUUUCUCACUGUGGACAGGGCUGAGAACUUCAGCGGCUGUCAGAGGCUUCUGAAGCCCAAGGAGGAGGAGAAGCUGAAUUACCGGAGAGCCAGUUUUCCCUGUGACAUAGAGGACACCGACAGUGUUUAUGAUAAAAUCAGCACUGCUAAACACACAUCAAGUCAGAGAGGAUGCCAGUCAAAGGAAAGUGACUUUUACAGCAGGUCCCUCAAAGGACAGCAGAAAUGCCGGAGAACCAGCAAACGAUAAUCACAGCAUAUCAGCUUCUCCAUAAAAGCUGUUUCGAAAUGGUGGAAUAAUGUUUUCUGGGCUUCUAAAUCAUUCCAAGACUAUAACUGAGUUUAAAAUUUGUGUGAAACUAUCUGGUACAUUUUAUAUGCAGAUUUCUAGACAUGAUUUGUGGUGCUUUAGGGAACUGAAAAAUGCCUGCAUGUGAGUAGCUUUAUUCGAAAUAUAGUGGUGUGGACAUUUACGGAAAUUUGAUUUUUUUUUAACCUAAAGAUGCACAACAAUGGCAUUUUAAAACCAGUGGAUAAAUAUCUCAGAUUACAGAUUGUGAAACAGGUUUUAUGUUAGUUGUGAAAUAGUAGUGGAUGAACUUUAAUCAAGUUGUGUGCCAAUAUUUGUUUCUCUGAAAAGCCUAUUAUUUUUUUUGCUAUUUCUUUUAUACUGUUACUAUUCCACAUUUUUUAGCUGUUGCCAAAGGAAAUAAAAACUCUACAUAAUUAUAUUAGAACCAAUCUGAUUUUUGUGACCAGUUGUGUCUUAGCUUUUCCUUAGUUAGUUCCUGUAAAGUCAUAGACUGAUAUUGUUGCGUUUACUUCAUGUGUAAAUGAUAAUAUCCUGGCUGUUUGUAAUCUUAUUAUUUUUAUCAAUUAAACUUACGCAGUAAAUUCUAGUUGCUGUCUCCCAGUGUUGAGCUAAUCUACGGUAGAUGUAACUCAUUUAUUUAACAUGAAGUUGAAAAACCUGAAGACAAUUACUGAAUCCUCCCGCUAGAGGGCACCAUAUCGCUUACUAUCCCCCUGGCACCGUCCCUGUGACGCAGCAGAGCCAUCUGGUGAGCACAGGAGCACCUGCUGACCUCCCGUUGGCUGCAAGGCAAAGUAUGGAAAAUCCUAUCCAUACAUGUUUAUGAAUGUAAAUAGCAAGUAAAAACUCAUGCAGAGGGUGAGAACAUCGAUGGAGCACCUCUUGCUGUGUCUGGUUGCAAACAGGAAGCAUGUGUUCAGUUGUGGUCUGCUUGAGCCAAG